This is a messenger RNA of Colletotrichum acutatum, 1026 nucleotides long. RefSeq lists its product as uncharacterized. NCBI's taxonomy places the organism in Eukaryota, Fungi, Ascomycota, Sordariomycetes, Glomerellales, Glomerellaceae. The record is from RefSeq and is a predicted model, not a curated record. The coding region runs from base 344 to 631 and encodes 95 amino acids. The transcript has a single exon.
CCGGGUAAUCAUUAGCUAAGCAUCGCCUCCCGCACAGACCAGCCUAGAAAAUUCUCUCGUGGCACACAAAACCGCGUCGACCUCGCGCGUAUUUUCCUCCCUCUUUUCCCUUUUCCUCUCCUCAGAUAGCAACGGCCGCCCGCCGCAGCAUAACUAAUGGUGGCCUUUUCUCCCUUGGGAGAGAAUGGUUCACCCAUGAAAGGCGCUGCUGGUAAAACCCUUGGGUUGUGGGUGGCUGGAGAGUAAUACUGGGAUUGGAUCCUUCGUUGAUCUCGGGUUCUGGUUUGCACCGUCUAGAAACCGUUUCAUUUAUAGGCAUCUACACAUUUUUGUCCUUGACGUGAUGUUUCUGUGUAUUGCUGCCGGCAUGCUCUACGCGUUUGCCCCUCCAAAAGAGGUUGGGCUGUGCCUCGUUGACAGCUUCCCCUGCUGCUCGGGGACACACACAUCGUCGAAGUAUUCCGCACGGGGGCCAGCCUACCCUUGUCCCAUUGAAGCAGAUAACUGCACCUGCCUCACGAUGUCAGGAAGGCAUUCGUACCUCCAAGAACCAGACGCUAUCGAUCUCAAUGUUGUUAGAAACAUGCUGCAGGUGCUGUUCCGCGUCGCCAACCACCAGAGGGCAUGCUGAGCAGAAAACAUGAAGCUAUCGAUCAUCAGUGUGGCCACUAGUCAGUGGUCUUGACAUGUCUGAUUUCGUUGGAUGCCUUCAACGUCUACAGGCGUUGGUGUAAGCCCAAAUUGAGGAGUAUAGCUUCAAAGAGGUUCCUUUGCUAUUAUUUUUAAUACUUACCUUUCUGAUCAUGGCUUCUCGGUUGAUACAACUUCACGUCAAUCCUUCCUGGUUUCUGAUCUCGGCCUAACAUGGAUGAUCAUUGAUAUGGAGUACCGGCGGUCUCGGAUUUUUUCCAAGUAGCGACACUACUGAGUCACAAUGGCAGUUCCGUCAGCCUCACAUUUUUGAUCAGUAGUUUAAAACAGGAAUUAAUAAGAAUAAGCUUCCAGGGAUAAUGGUCUAACUGAGUU